This is a messenger RNA of Trichechus manatus latirostris (Florida manatee), 2935 nucleotides long. It is a transcript of the gene CASP10, whose product is annotated as caspase 10. NCBI's taxonomy places the organism in Eukaryota, Metazoa, Chordata, Mammalia, Sirenia, Trichechidae. Gene Ontology annotation, biological process: proteolysis; regulation of apoptotic process. The record is from RefSeq and is a predicted model, not a curated record. Gene Ontology annotation, molecular function: protein binding.
AAUUAGUAUCAAGUUACAAAAGCCAGAAGAUCCAGUUUUCACUUGCUCAGCCAACAAGUCUUGAGUGCUCUUCCCGCGUAAAUGGGAGCUUCCUGGGAACUGUGAACACAUGGAGGACCUGAAUUCCAGUUUUCCUGAGUUCUAUCAACCUCCAGAGGAUCAGUGGGACUUGAUCUGAAGGCUGGCCAUGACAACUCAAGGUCAAGGUCUGGACACCAGUUUGGAGGAAAAUUGUAGCAUGGAUUUUCGCCGGAAGCUUCUGAAGAUUAACGAAUACCUGGGGGCCAAAGAUGUGGAGGCCCUAAAGUUUCUCUGCCGAGACUUGCUCUCCCACAAGAAGCUGGAGAAGUCUGGCUCAGCCUUGGAGAUUUUUGAGCAGCUCCUGGCAGAGGAGCAUCUGAGUGAGGAAGACCCUUUCUUCCUGGCGGAGCUCCUCUAUAUCAUCAGGCAGAAGUCACUGCUGCGGCACCUCCAGUACUUCAAAGAGCAAGUACAGAACUUGCUGCCCGUCCGGAGGAGGGUCUCUCUGUUCAGAAACCUGCUCUAUGAACUGUCAGAAGACAUCGACUCUGAGAGGUUAAGGAGCAUGAUCUUCCUUCUGCCGAACGUGUUUCCAAAAACUGAGAUGACCUCUCUAAGUUUCCUGGCACAUCUAGAGAAACAAGAUCUAAUAGGUGAGGAUAAUCUGACGACACUGGAGGAUCUCUGCAAAAUUGUUGCACCUAACCUUCUGAAAAAGAUAGAGAAAUAUAAAACAGAGAAAAUCUCCCAGGUAGUGACACCUCCUGUAGAGAAGGAAACUGAGGCAUUGCAUCAAGAAGAGGAAAAGCUGCUUUCCCUUUUAGGCAAUAUGCAAGUCCAUGGAACCUCACAGAAGGAGCCCUGGCAAAAUGAACAUGAAAGAAGGAGUAAUGGUGACAGAGCCACAAAUGGUGCACCAAUCCCGAGUUCCAUGGAGAUGUUGAGAGCAUCGGCUGAUAUCAGAAAUGCGGCAACCAGUACAAAGGAGGCAGCUGUGUAUAGGAUGAAUCGGAAACACAGAGGUCACUGUGUCAUUGUGAACAACCACACCUUUACCUCGAUGAAAGCCAGACCAGGGACUCAUAAAGAUGCUGAGAGUCUCAAGUGUGUGUUUCAGUGGCUUGGGUUUGCAGUACGGAUAUACGAUGAUGUGACUAAAGGAGGCCUGGAGGAGGCUCUGCAAGAAUAUAAGAGUCAUUCAGGCCACGCUGACGGGGACUGCUUCGUGUGCUGUAUCCUGACCCAUGGGAAGUUUGGAGCUGUCUACUCCGCAGACGGGGCCCUCAUUCCCAUUCGGGACAUCAUGUCUCACUUCACAGCCCAGCAGUGCCCUGGUCUGGCUCACAAACCCAAACUCUUUUUCAUCCAGGCCUGUCAAGGUGAUGAGAUACAACCUUCUGUAACCAUUGAAGCAGAUGCUCUGAAUCCUGAGAAGGUACCCUCUGCCCCCAGGGAGGUGAACCUGCGGGAGAGCAUUCCAGUUGAGGCUGAUUUCCUGCUUGGCUUGGCCACCGUCCCAGGCUACGUAUCCUUUCGGCACUUGGAGAAAGGCAGCUGGUAUAUUCAGUCUCUGUGUAAUCAUCUGAAGGACUUGGUCCCAAGACAUGAAGACAUCUUAUCUAUCCUCACUGCUGUCAAUAAUGAUGUGAGCCGGCAAGCAGGCAAAGAUGGGACAAAGAAACAGAUGCCCCAACCUGCUUUCACACUACGGAAAAAACUAUAUUCCCUGUGCCACAGGAAGCACUUUCCCUAUAGUAGAGUUGUCAUGGACUCUUAGACUUGAAAGGAACCUUGGAAAUCUCCUCCAAUCCCACUAGCAUAGACAUCAGUAACUAAUGGUGAGCUGGUCUCUGACUGUCAUUCUAGUAACAGGAAAUGCCCUGUUUGCCAACAUAGCGAAUUCUUUUUUUUUUUCCCAAAUCUGAAUGUUGGAUAACUUUAUUUAUUGAAGACUUGGAUUGUAGCCUUGGUUUUAGUCGUGCACUCAGAAGAAUGUCAUUGUACUAUUCUGGGCCUUGGUUUGUUCAUCUGUGAAAUGAAAUGGGGGACCAGGUAGACUUUAAGGUUCCUCCUAGCUCUAAAAACUAUUGCGACUGACUGUGUCUAGUCAUGAUUUCCUUUCUGUUCUAACCAUCCAUUGGUUAUAAUUCUAUGUCCCCAUCUGCCUGGCUUUGAUGUGGACAUUGGACAACAAGAUCACGGCCUGCCAACCCUCCCUCUGCUCUUUCCCUUCUGAAGGAUUCUCUUCUGCGCAUCUACGGAGGUGAAAACUCAGGCUAUACCACGCUAUUUCCAGCUUCAGUGUAAGAAAGGUGUUUUGCAAGAACUUCUUUUCUUGAGCUGGGGACAGGCUUAGCUCUAGGAAGAUGAUAGUUCAGGGUGAAGAGAAAAGCCACUCUGGGAGCAGAAACUUUACCAUCUGAUACCGAAUUCUGUGCGGAUUGGAACCUUUCAGUUGCUGGUCUGGCAGAACAUCCAAUUCCACUGACUAAAGCAAAGAAGAGAAUUUAUUGCCUCCUUCACUUGAAAACCUGUGCGCCCUUAGGACUGGCUUUAGGGCGAGGCUUGAGUCAGGACUCAGUCUACAAGACAUCAUCUUUCUCUUGGCCAAGCGUUCUUGGGCUUUAGCUGCACUGUGCAGAUGUGCAGCCAACAGCCUCCACUUCGUCACUAAUACACUUAACUCCUCUGGCCCCAAAACAGGAGAGAGGGAGCCUCAGGGAUUGAAGCUGUUCGCAGGGAUCGUUGCUCUCUCCUCUUAUCCAGAAGAGCAUCUGGCUAUAGCUUGUGGCCUGGGUGGCUCUGUACGGAAGCCUUGAUAGUCUUUACAUUAAGGUGUUGAACAUUUUAUGUAACUGACUUUUUUUUUUUUCCAAUUUCAAGAGAAACUUUUUUUUUUUAAUUUCUGGAACAG